This is a messenger RNA of Funneliformis geosporum, 146 nucleotides long. NCBI's taxonomy places the organism in Eukaryota, Fungi, Glomeromycota, Glomeromycetes, Glomerales, Glomeraceae. The record is from the annotation of a GenBank genome assembly.
UUAUAAAAGAAACUGCUGAAGCUUAUGGUGUAGGAUUUGAUAUCAUUGAAGGUGCUGCUCACAAUAUUAUGUUGGACCUUACAUGGGAGGAUGCUGCUUGUGUUAUUUUUAAUAGAAUCCAAGAAAAUAUUAUUAACAAGAAAUAA